GCGCGAGAACUCUGCCGCUGCGAGCAUUGCCCAACACUAAAGUGUUCUAAUUCCUGCACUUACAUAUGUACAUGUAAACUAUUAAAUUGGCCAUCGCAAAGAAUACAACAUGGAGGAAAACGAGACUCGGUCGGAGACCAGAGACCCCACGGAACUGGCCAAUGGGACAGGCGAGGAUGACGCGACCAGCCAGCACAAAUUCAGUCACCUGCAGAACGAGAUGCGCAAAAUGCAGAACGAGUUCAACACGCAGCGGGCCAAGAUGCGGGAGCUGUACAUGCAGAAGGAGGCGGAAGUCAACCAGAGCCAGCUGGAACGCAGGCAGUUGCAAACGGAGUUGGACGAACUAAAAACCCACCUGAUGGUUGCUGACCUCAAGUCCGAGAACGAGCUGCAGCUGAAGGACCUUAAAGCGCAGGAAGAGAUCUCCUCCCUGCAGCAGCUGGUGCAGGACACCAUCGAAGAGUCCUCGCAUUACAAAAGCGAGCUGGAACGUCUCAAGCUGGAGCUGACGAAGUACCAGCAGAUUCACCAUCAGGCGCAGACGUUGUCUCAGCAACCGCAGGCUGAGUCAUCCGGCGGCUUAGCGCCCCAAGUGCUGAAUCAAGUCAAAAAGACGCUAGGCUCUGUGCGGAAACUAGGCACUGACUCACUAAACAGCAGCUUUCAGCAGGAAGAUGAUACGCGGGCAGCCAACAAGGGCAAUGGCAAGCAAUACGCCCCCGAGGAGGCGGAAAUGAUGCACUCCAUCGUCGAACAGUUGCAAGAGGAGAUGAAGGCCCUAAAGAUGAAAGUUCGAGAGCAGGACGAGCAAUUGCAGGCCAAGUCGUCUGUCGAUGCCUCCGCCCUGCACAAGUCCACGUCCAUGGAUGUGGCCGAGGGCUCAUGUGAGUCCUGUAGCGUGGCAGAGAAAAAGACCGAAGAGCUAAAUGCACACAUCAACAAGCAACAAAAGCAGGUUGAUCUGCUGCAAAAGCAGCUUGUAGAAUCCCGCGAAACCCUGGCCAAGGAGGCCGCGCUGCGCAAAGAUCUGGAAGACCAGUGGCAGGAGAAGCGGGAAGCCCACAAAAGCGAAGUACAAAGUCUGCGCGAUCAGGCCAAAACCAACGAGCAGCGACUGCUGGACAUGCAGCAGACGUUCCUCGAGACCAAGGACGAGGUGAUAAAGCAGAUACAGCGCGUCACCGACGACCGGGAGCGGGUCAACAAACAGUUGGAGACAUUGCAGGCCGAUAACGACUUCCUGUCCGGUCGCUAUCUGGCCACGUCCGAGGAGAUCGACAACCAGUACAUCAACCUGCCCAACACGGUUGUCGAGCUUCAGGAACUUAUGCUUCGUCAGCAAAGCGAGCUAAUCCAGGCUCGCGUCAGCAGCGAGUACGAGCGACAAAAGUGCACGAGCACAGAGGAUGAGAUUCAGAUCUUGCGGGCCCAACUGGAGGAGAGCAAUAACGAGCGACGUGCCUACAAGCGCAAAAUGCAACUAGAUAUUAAGUCACUGCAGGACCGGGUAACGGAGCAUUUGGUCACGGUGCAGGCGUACGAGACGACCAAAACUCAAUUGGAGCGCAAAGAGGCUGAGCUCAAUAAACAGCUGUCCGAGUGCCGCGUGGAGAUCAUUGAAUUGCAAGAAGCCAAUGAGAAGUACGCCAAAACAAACUCAGAUUACAAGACAAAGAUAAAAACACUGCAGGAGGAGCUGUCCACCAUGGAGACAGUGCAGAAGGACUUUGUUAAACUAUCGCAAACCCUUCAGAUGUCGUUGGAGGAGCUACGGCAUGCCGACACGGAAGUUCGCUGGCAGGACGACGAUGACGUGAACAACUGUCCGACGUGCAACGCCUAUUUCACGGUCAUGGUGCGCAAGAUCCAUUGCCGGCACUGCGGCCACAUCUACUGCGAUAAGUGUCUAACAAAAACGGUGCCAUCAGGGCCACGGAAGCGAGUGACCCGAGUCUGUGAUAUCUGUCACACGCUGCUUACGCCAAACACCGCUCCCUAUUUCAGUCAGGGACAGCCGCCACAGCAGCAAUCAGGCCAGCAGCAGCAGUCCAACUAGGUGGCCGGGCUCCAAGCCCAAGCUAUGUGUGAACUACGAUUACGAUUAGUUUAUAUUUCCUUGAACUCUAUUGCUCUGUUUUGUGCUCCAAAAUAACGUUUUUAAAUUCGAUGCUCAACCUUUCCAAUGCUGCACCAGGUUGAGUUAUUUUCCAUUUCCUUAUGCCAAUGUCUGUUUUUGAUUUUGCCGUACCUUCUUUGUGCUUUACAUAACGUAAGCGAUGAGUUGUCUAUGUUAGCUUUUGUCAUAGGUAAGUUUUCAUAAUUGAAUUGAACUCAAAUCAAAUACACAAAUUAAAACAAAUAA
Drosophila rhopaloa is the source of this 2365-nucleotide messenger RNA. RefSeq names its product rab GTPase-binding effector protein 1 (gene Rbpn-5). Gene Ontology annotation, biological process: endocytosis. Gene Ontology annotation, cellular component: intracellular membrane-bounded organelle. Gene Ontology annotation, molecular function: metal ion binding; GTPase activator activity. Bases 110 to 2059 code for a protein of 649 amino acids. The record is from RefSeq and is a predicted model, not a curated record. NCBI's taxonomy places the organism in Eukaryota, Metazoa, Arthropoda, Insecta, Diptera, Drosophilidae. The transcript is spliced from 6 exons.